CUGCCAAGAGCAAAACAAAACGAGCAUUGUAGUGCUUGCAGAAAUGAAGCUCAUGGGAAAGAGGUGGGGGGGGGGAGAGAGAGAGAAACACACACACAGAGGGAGGGGAGGGAGAGAGAGACCGAGAGAGAUCAAUCUUGUAUGUGUGUAUAAAGAAAAGAGAAUUGCAAUAUGUAGUAUAAAACUGACGAGAAGUUCUGCAGUGUUGAGCUGGAGGUGGGCGCUAGGAUUUGUAGAAGAGCCAACAAACCAGAGAAAAGACUGAAGAGGGAGGGGUUGCUUGAGAAGUCUUCCCCCCUUCCAAGUUUGCAGAAGGAAAAUUCCACCUCCGCUCAGCUUGGGCGAGGCCCCGUGCCCACAAUAAAUUCCAGCUGUGGAAAACAUGACGUGUGCGGACAUGAAGGAUCGCUAUUUCCUUUGGCAGCAGAAUCCGUUCUUGCAGAACACGCCCAGCUCGGCUCUCUUCACACACACACACAAACACUCAGAGCUUCUGAAAGACGCUGCAGGUUCUGGGGCUCUCCACCAUGUUCCUUGCUCAAGCUUUGCUAGAUGCCGCCACCAGUGGUGGUGGUGGCAGCGGUGGUGGUGGUGGAGGAGGUGGUGGAGGUGCCGGAGCCUUCCUGAAGAACUUGACAGGAGGAGGAGGAGGAGGAGGAGGCAGUGGUGGUGCUGGAGCCUUCUUGAAGAACUUGACGGGAGGAGGUGGUGGUGGUGCUGGAGGUGCCCUCAUACAAGGCCUUGGUGGACUCUUGUCUGGAGGAGGAGGCGGCAGUGGUGGUGGUGGUGGAGGAGGAACAAGUGGUGGUGGCGGUGGCAGCAAAGCCACCAACGUUUUGGGUCUUCUCGGAGGUCUGGUGAACAUCAUCAGUGAAGCCGCAGCCCAGUACAAACCAGAGCCCCCGCCAGCUCCUCGCAGCCAUUUUGCCAAUGUGGAAGCCAACGAAAGUGAGGAACUACGCCAGUUCCGAAGGCUCUUUGCCCAACUGGCCGGCGAUGACAUGGAAGUGUGUGCCACCGAGCUGAUGAACAUCCUCAACAAGGUGAUGGCCCGCCAUCAGGACUUGCAGUCCGAAGGCUUCAGCCUGGACACUUGCCGGAGCAUGGUGGCCGUCAUGGACAGCGAUGCCACGGGCAAGCUGGACUUCUACCAGUUCAGGUAUCUCUGGAACAACAUCAAGAAGUGGCAGUGCUCCUUCAAAGAGUACACCGGCCCGGCGGGGAGAAUCGAGAUGAGGAAUCUGCCCGCGGCUUUCAAGGCCGCCGGGUUUAACCUCCAUGAGCAGCUCUACGCCCUGAUGAUCCGCCGUUAUGCUGACGAAGACGGCACCAUGGAUUUCAACAACUUCAUCAGCUGCUUGGUCCGUCUGGAUGGAAUGUUCCGGGCCUUCAAAUCCCUGGACCGACGUGGUGAUGGAAAAGUCCAGAUGAAUAUUGAAGAGUGGUUGCAGCUCACCAUGUACUCUUAAAACAAGCAAGAGCUGGAAAGACAAAGCAGUGGUUUGCUCCACCUUGGACUGUACCAUUUAUGGGGGGAUUGAGGGAAGAGGGCUAGAUGUAAAAUUGCUUCUGCCAAGACUUGAAUUAAACCUUCCUGCUUACAGUGAGUGCCUUUUGGCUGAUAGCACCUGUGGGUUAUUGAGAUUAGCCAACGCAUGCAUUUUUUAAGAACAUUUGCUUAUUGCUUAUGUUUUGGUUUGUUGUUCAUGUCUGUGCCUGAAUUCUGCAACAGUAUUAAGGUUGUAAACUCAUGUUAGCACUGUUGGAAAUGUGUGGGAACCUGGGGGUUAGUUCAUAGGCAAUUAGGAGGAAAACCCAGCAUUUUGUUGCAAAAUAAAAGAUAGCCUACUCUCCUUAGGUUAACGCCUACAUUGUGCAAAACGAAGCAACUGUUACUAUCAUAAUUCCAAAUUCUCUCCCUCUCUGCUUUAGGAGAAUAUGUUUUGAUGUCCUUUACGUAUUUUGUUUCCAAUAUUGUUCUUAUCUUCUCCUCGUAAAUUGAUAUUCCCGGAUUCUAAGCCUUGAAUAAUCUCCCUGGUCUGGUUAAGAUAGUUCUUCUUGUGCUUUUUCAAAAGUCUGGCUGACUUUAAUUUACAGAUGUUUCUGUUGUUGAACAUAACCUGGGAUCUCAGUUAUGCCAGGAGCUCUGGUGUCCUCUGAUCAAGAUUUCAAACUCAUUUUUGAAGGAAUAAUAUGAAUGGCUCCCCUCUAGAUUCCAUAUAUCUAUGUUUCCAUCAUAGUCAGUUAUGGCAAUUUGGAGUGGUGGAAAUAGCACUCUGAGAGAUUUGGAAAACAACACGUUGUGUAAACACAAUCAGAGGAAGAUGACACCUGCAGCUUCUGGGCUAGCAUGUUUUUUGUUGCUUUUGCUGGUUUGUUGAAGAAAGAAAUUGUGGCAAAAAUAGAUCUUUUCUGACUAGUCAUUUAAAGGUCUCUCCGUUGUAAAGAAGAGAAAAUAAACUUGGAUGAUAACAAAAGGAG
Molecule: messenger RNA, 2481 nt
Organism: Pseudonaja textilis
Lineage: Eukaryota; Metazoa; Chordata; Lepidosauria; Squamata; Elapidae
Gene: CAPNS2
Product: calpain small subunit 2
Cellular component (GO): calpain complex
Molecular function (GO): calcium ion binding
Source: RefSeq, a predicted model, not a curated record